GAUAUCGAUAUAUUCCUAGGGUGACCAAUUUGAGCAGCUGCUCAUCUCCAAAUAUAAUUAGUUUUUUUUUACACUACCUGUCGUACAAUUACUGGGGCGUUAAUAUGCUACCGCUCUUUGGGACCAUGCCGAACGGCGUCAGUUUGCCAAAUCACCCGAAUUUCCUCAACCAAUUGGCAGCUGCAAUUUCCACGGCGGCCUCGAGCACAUCGGUCGUGGGAACUCCCUCUUCGCCACCCAAACAGGUCCAGAAUAAGAUGGCAAAAGCACAGCAGCAGACACAGGGCAGUGCGCCCAUGGAUCUGGAGAAUGAGAACGAACACUCUGCGGAUGUGACCUCCUCGACAGUGCACAAGGAACCGAAGUUGCAGGCCUCAUCCUCCUCGCUUACUCUGCCCGAUUCAACGCAAUUAUACCUAAAUGGCUUGGUGCACACGCCACCUGGAUACCUGUAUUUUCCGACCACCCAAGCGGGUGGCACUCUUGCCCCCGGAAAUCCAUCCUCGGCUGGAGGGGGAUCCACGCCGGCAGCUUCAGCAAACAGCACCGCCAAUGCUCAAAUGUUAAUGGAUCCUACGGCCAUGAUGGCCGCGGCGAUGCAGCAAAUGCAACAGAUGCAUUAUGCAGCGGCAGCAGCAGCAGGAAUGACUUCAGAAGCAGGAGCUGGACUAGAAGCCACCCUUAAUGCGGAUGGCGUAACACCAGCUGGCCUCAAGGAGGUGAUCAAGACCAAGAACUGCAUCCUGUUUCCACCUAAUCCGAAUGCCCCUCCUCCCACAAUAAGGGAACGGCCACCAGGCUGCCGGACAGUGUUUGUGGGUGGACUGCCGGAAAACAUAACCGAAGAAGUGAUCCGGGAGAUCUUUGAGUCGUGCGGCGAGAUCACCACGUUGCGCAUGUCCAAGAAGAACUUUUGCCAUAUUCGCUACCGUCAGGAGGGUGCAAUAGACAGGGCAAUCUACCUAUCCGGCUAUAGAUUGCGCAUUUCAGCGCUAAAUGAACCACCUAACUUUGGACGCCUGCAUGUGGACUAUGCACAGGCACGGGAUGAUCAAUAUGAUUACGAAUGUCGGCAGAGGCAGCACCAGAGGGAACAGCGUCAUCGUGAGCGCAUGUCGAUGGACAGGAUGCGAUCGCAGUCGCCACCGCCAAUACCGCACUACACGGAUCACGAGGCAACGUCUGUGGCGGAGCACCUUCGCACCAACGAGACUUUUGUGAAGGCUAUUCAAACGAUUACCGUGUGGUUGGAGCGGGGAGAUUGCACUAAGCGGAAUGCCAAUGUCUUCUAUUCAAUGAUCCAGAGCACACAUGCCCAUGUACGAAGACUCCAUGCCGACAAACUGCAACUGGAGGAGGAUCUGAAGAAGGCCAGAGACAGCUAUCGCAACCAAAUGGGUACCAUGUCCACGCAAUUCACUCAGAUUGAAAAAGUGUUCAAUGCCGCUAGUCACAAGAAGGUUUGGGACCAUUUCACCAAAGCCCAAAGAAAAAACAUCGAUCAAUGGAAGAAAUUAGCCACGGAACUUCGAACUGUCCAGAUCACGGAUGAUGAUGAAAUGGAAAUCUCCGACGAUGAGCGUGACUACGAUAGACGCGGACACGGCGCCAAGCGAAUUCGCUACGACAGCGAUGGCUUAAAGGAUGAGAACGACUCUCUGCGCUGUCAACUGGAGGCCAUUCGGCAUGAGAUGACGCUGGAGCGCAGUGAUUACGUCCAGCGGGAGAAGCAGAUAAAGGUACUCCAGGAAACCAUUCGCAACAUGCAGACCCAGCUGUUGCAGACGAAGCUACGCGAACAAAAGGACAACAAGACCAUUGAGCAGCUGGAGCGAAAUCUCAAGGAUGCCGGCGUUAAGCAACUUCUGUUGAAGACCAAGAUCAAGGAAACAGUGGACAAGUUAAAGGACAAAGAGGCAAACAGCGCUGGAGCCUCAAAUCUCGACUACAGCAGUGGCGAUUCGAGUAGCCGGGAAGGCACGGAGUUCAUCCGGUCACAGGCGGAACCGGAAAUAAUUGAUAUCGAUAAAGUGGAUGAUGAUGUGCGCAUCAUAGAGCACCAAAGCAGUGUGGUGGAGAUACACGAAAUCGAGGACGAUGAAAAGCAGCAGCCCGCUAAGGAUUCUGCGGAAAGCAAAGCAAAUGAGUCAAUUAUGGAUAAUAUUUCCAAGUCAAACAAUGAGGAGACUAUAAAUAAAAGCAGCAAGGAGCAAACCCCAACACUGGCUGCAGAAGAGGUGACGUUCAAGUCCCUAGUUUUGUCAGAGGCCAAGAUAAUUGCUCUUGCCUCAGCCUAUCUGGUGCUGCAUCCCCAUGGCGUUGAUAUCGCCAACAUAGCCAGUUACUUAAGCGAAAUGCUGCGCAACAAAGCUGCCCCCAGUAACCAUGAUGAUCUAGCCAAUAUACUCGGAAAGUACACAAAUCUCUUCAAGCCGGAAAAGGAGAAGUGGAGAUUCUGUGGCUUCAGCGAACCAACUGAAUCUCAGACGGAGUCAAAGUGAGGUGAAGAAUGCGGAAUGUAGACUCGAAUAAGAUGACAAUUAAAUGCUUUAAUUAUCUUACAACUAAAUCGUAAUGCGUAGCGAGUAAGAGGAGAAAAGUGAAAUGUUAACGAGGAAAGAUGCAAGUUUUUCGAUGAAAUCACAACUUAAUGAGACCAGCUGCAGGUUUAAGGGCAAGUACUCGAAGUUAACUCUAUCGGAAGAAAGACACCACAAACUAACUACCGUUUCAAUUAUUUAAAUAACUCAACCUAAAGAAUAUGUAUACACUUAAGCUAAAUGAAUUCAAUAUAUACAAGAUAUAUAUA
Drosophila erecta is the source of this 2809-nucleotide messenger RNA. RefSeq names its product ecto-NOX disulfide-thiol exchanger 2. Gene Ontology annotation, biological process: ultradian rhythm. Gene Ontology annotation, molecular function: protein-disulfide reductase activity; RNA binding. The coding region runs from base 105 to 2501 and encodes 798 amino acids. Gene Ontology annotation, cellular component: plasma membrane; external side of plasma membrane. The record is from RefSeq and is a predicted model, not a curated record. NCBI's taxonomy places the organism in Eukaryota, Metazoa, Arthropoda, Insecta, Diptera, Drosophilidae. The transcript has 7 exons.